Boeremia exigua is the source of this 2593-nucleotide messenger RNA. RefSeq names its product fungal-specific transcription factor domain-containing protein. Gene Ontology annotation, molecular function: zinc ion binding; DNA-binding transcription factor activity, RNA polymerase II-specific; DNA binding. Gene Ontology annotation, biological process: regulation of DNA-templated transcription; DNA-templated transcription. Lineage: Eukaryota; Fungi; Ascomycota; Dothideomycetes; Pleosporales; Didymellaceae. Bases 55 to 2391 code for a protein of 778 amino acids. The record is from RefSeq and is a predicted model, not a curated record. The transcript is spliced from 5 exons.
UUUUGCGCUUCAUCUCACCUCAAGCCGAAGCACUGUGAUUCCAGCGUUCUAGAUAUGUCACCACAAGACCCAGAAGCGUCGUCCGUGCCGGAACACGGACCGCAGGAGGUACCUGAGGAAACCCGAGGGACGCUGAAGCGCAAGCGUGCCAAAUACGCGUCGCGGGCGUGUCAUUAUUGCCAGCGACGCAAGAUAAAGUGUGACGGCGCCGAUCCGUGCCGUCCAUGCCUCCAUCGCGACCAGCCAUGCCAUAGGCCAGAUGGGGAAGCGGAGAGUUCGAAGAAUGGCCAGAUGCCUGAUAGCAGUGCAUCUGAUCCAAUGAUCAGCUUUUUGCUGCGCCGGCUCGUGCAACUGGAAGAGCGUAUGGAGCGCCCGGAUGCUAACAACGUUGAUCCUCAGCUCGAAAAGUCCCUUGAGCAUCCUCCAAAACAGCUGGAAAGUCCGCAAGCUUCACACUCACCAACAGCUUCGCAGUCGAAACGCAUGCGAGAGAGCCAGGGAGUCAUGUGGGAAGAUGGGUCGCCAUUUGCCGGGGAGACGUCUGUGCGAUACAGCCUGGAGCUGAUGGAGGAUCGACUGAAUAGAUUGGGUGUGAAUCGUCUCGAGAAUGCUUCCAGUCCGCCACCGACUCAGACCUUGACACCUGCUAUACGACCAAGCACGCCGGACAGGACAAGCCUCGCAUCGCGGGGGGGCUGGAGAAGUACCGGGAAUAUGCGACAGCUGUUGGAUUCGCACGGUCUUGUUUUCCAACUAGACGAAUGGAAGUCCCAACUCGAGACCUAUUUCGCAGAGGUGCAUCCACUGUAUCCAUUUCUGUUCGCGCCAUCUACCUGGGACACCUUCAACGAGCUGUGGGCGGCCUACGCCUCAAACACGCCCAUGCCGAUAAGCGCGAACCAAGAUCUGGAGCUCCAGCUCGCCAUCCUCUUCCUCUGUCUCGCAACAGGCAGAUGCACUACGGCCAACCGCAAGCAAAACGAAGCACGGCAUAGCGCAGGGUGGAGCUUGUACUGCGUCGCCAAUGAGCUGAUUGGGGACGUUCUGAAUCUAUGCGGGAGUUCCAACGCCCCAACAUUACAGCUUCAAACUCUUCUUACAAUAGUCGUCUACUUGUUCCGUUUAGACGCCAAUGAAAGAGCGCAAAAUGUGCUUGCUCUGGUAGUCUCGCACGCACAUACACUUGGAAUCAACAGAGGCUCUAUAUCAGCGAAAGUGACCGCCUUCGAGGAUGAAAUGUUUCGCAGGAUCUGGUGGUGCAUCUACGUCAUCGACAAACGCUUAUGCCUUGAGACUGGUCGUCCUUUCCUGAUCAUGGACAUGAACACCGACGCAGCUUUACCGUCUGACGUCGAUGAUGUCUGGAUGUCGGAACAGAAAAACUCAGCCAGACAUAUAGCAAACGUGAGUACCACGCCCGGCGAGGUCGAUCCCUCGCCAAUAGCGUACUUGAAGGCCAUGAUCGGUUACUCGCGCAUCUCCAGCAAGGUAUGGGAGGCUGUAUAUGCAGCGCCAGUCGCGAAACAACCACUGAGCGACGUGCUUCGCGAAUAUGUGGAAAUCUCUCUAGAUCAGUGGCGCCAGGCUCUGCCCACCGCACUCAUUUGGACCUAUUCAGAAUCGCAUGGCCUUUCGGACAACCCUCCACGGGAUCGCCAGCGCUUCUUACUCCACUUAAGGUACAACUAUAUGAAAUUGAUGAUUCGAAAGCCUUCCUUACAACGGGGUGCGGUCGAUCUCGAACGAAACAUCACCUCUAUCGCAAUUGCGGACCUUAUUAUCUCAGAAUUUCUGCGCUGGCAUGAAGACUUGAAAGUCCUCACGUUCCCCUACGUCAGGUAUCUGCUCGGUGCGACCAUAGCUUCUUUGAGCAUCAUCAUCAGCGAGCCUUCGCUAUAUGACGCUCACAUAUCAUUGGUUGUCUCCGCCGCCGAGUUAUUGAAGACAUCCUGCUAUGAGAGUUGGGUUUCUGGGAAAACAACGCGGACAACUGCCCGCGUAUACAGCGUUGUACAGUCUAUGCGACACCUAGACCGAAGUCCUAGCUCGGCCCGAGUCACGAAUCAGAACCAAAUGCACUCCAUGCAGACCCGAGGGGCUCCGAGGACCGCUCAUCCACACGAUAACAGCAUCAAACACGGCUGGGUACCGGGGGAAAUUUCUGCGGCAAACCCACUGGUCUCCCCAGUCUCGUCUGGCCAGCCAGUCCAGGAGCAAGCGCUGUUGGCCGAGUACGGAAUGCCCGCGGAGUUCAUUUGGCCGGAUCUGAACAUGGAUGAGUUCGACUUCGAGGCUUCUCUGCGUGGCAGGGAUUUGGUUGAGGUGCCGGCAGAUACGUGGUUGGAUGGCUUGUCGUUCACACCAGUGAUUCCACUUUCGCACGCGUCGUAACAAACAAUACUACGAGUCGUUUUCGGCAUCAUUCGUCUUUGCAAACUGCAGAAAUUUUGAAACGCAUCGGUACUGGAUUAUCGAAUAUACACUCUACAUUCCGUCUCGAUCGCCUCAUUCAUGACUUGAUCACCAUACAUCCGACGAAUACAGCCAUCUUGGUUGGGCUUCUAUAUAUGUUCGCGCCACAAGAUCACAACUU